Messenger RNA from Durio zibethinus, 3012 nucleotides. RefSeq names its product Tetratricopeptide repeat (TPR)-like superfamily protein. Gene Ontology annotation, molecular function: protein binding. The record is from RefSeq and is a predicted model, not a curated record. Lineage: Eukaryota; Viridiplantae; Streptophyta; Magnoliopsida; Malvales; Malvaceae.
AAAAAAUUGAGUUGUGAAGAGAGAAAACAGUGCAGUUAGCUCCUCCAGAUUCCAAAGCUUUGAAGGACGGGUUUUGUGUUACUUGUUAAUCGUUAUCCACUCCUCGCUCCCUCUCCCUAACUGUCAAGAAUCCUGAACAGCUCUCCCUCUCUCUCCACGCUCGUUCAGAUGAGAUGACCACUCUAUCCCACGCGCUCCCUCUCAAACUCACUCCUCGUUCGCCCGACUCCACUCACUCCACUCGCCCCAAAUCCCUAAUCUUAUGCAAGAACAAGAACGACACCGCUUUCGUGGACCAGAAAUCCGGGGUCGUCGACUACGACAAGGGCCACCACGAGGUUUCCACUCGGGUGACUGGACUCAGAAAGGCCGAUAUUCCUAAACGGUACCGUUUGCGUGUGGAAGGCGAUCGCUUCCAGAAGGACUGGACCGUAUCUGAGGUGGUCGACCAAAUUCUGGAGCUGAAUCAUCGGGAUAACGUCGAACCGGUGCUAAACCGGUGGGUUGGCCGUUUUGCUAGGAAAAAUUUCCCGGUUCUCAUAAAGGAGCUGACACAAAGGGGUGCAAUUGAACAUAGUAUAAAAGUAUUUGAGUGGAUGAAAAAUCAAAAGAACUACUGUGCGCGAAAUGAUAUCUACAAUAUGAUGAUAAGAUUACAUGCUAGACAUAAUCGGAUGGAUCAAGCUCGCGGUUUGUUCUUUGAAAUGCAAAAGUGGAGGUGCAAACCUGAUGUUGAGACAUAUAAUGCUCUUAUCCAUGCACAUGGUCGAGCAGGUCAAUGGCGUUGGGCGAUGAAUAUCAUGGAAGAAAUGCUUAGUGCAGCUAUCCCUCCAAGUAGAUCAACAUAUAACAACUUGAUCAACGCUUGUGGAUCUAGUGGAAAUUGGAGAGAGGCUCUGAAGAUUUGCAAGAAAAUGACGGAAAAUGGAGUCGGGCCAGAUCUAGUGACACACAAUAUUGUAUUGUCUGCAUAUAAGAAUGGGGCCCAAUAUUCAAAAGCUGUGUCUUAUUUCCAACUGAUGAAAGGGACAAAUAUUCGUCCUGACACAACUACCUUCAAUAUUGUGAUAAAUUGCCUGGUGAAGCUUGGAGAAUAUGGAAAAGCCAUUGAUAUAUUUACUUCAAUGAGAGAGAAGGGAUCUGAGUGUUGCCCUGACAUUGUUACAUUCACCAGCAUUAUUCAUCUGUAUUCUGUUAGUGGACAGAUGGAAAAUUGUAAGGCUGUGUUCAAUACAAUGCUUGCAGAAGGUAUAAGGCCCAAUAUUGUUUCAUAUAACACACUAAUGGCUGCAUAUGCUUCACAUGGACUGAGUAAAGAGGCUGCUGCUGUUUUUGACCAGAUAAAACAAAAUGGUUUUCGUCCAGAUGUUGUUUCUUAUACUUCUUUACUUAAUGCUUAUGGAAGAUCACAGCUACCUGAAAAAGCUAGGGAAGUUUUUGAUAUGAUGAAGAGAGAUAAUUGCAAACCUAAUCUUGUAAGUUAUAAUGCUCUGAUUGAUGCCUAUGGAUCUAAUGGUUUAUUAGCUCAGGCUGUGGAAGUCUUGUGUCAAAUGGGGCAAGAUGGGAUUCAGCCAAACAUUGUCUCAAUUUGCACCCUCUUAGCUGCAUGUGGGCGCUGUGGGCAAAAGGUGAAUAUUGAUGCUGUACUUUCAGCAGCUGAGUUGCGAGGUAUCAAACUGAAUACGGUUGCCUACAAUUCAGCAAUUGGAAGCUACAUGAAUGUUGGAGAGUUUGAGAAGGCUGUAGCUUUGUACAAAUCCAUGAGGAAAAGGAAAGUCAUGCCAGAUUCUGUUACUUAUACUGUAUUGAUAAGCGGUUGCUGUAAACUGUCAAAAUACAGUGAGGCACUUGUGUUUCUUGAUGACAUGGAGGGUUUAAAAACCCCCUUAACCAAGGAGGUUUACUCAUCUAUUAUUUGUGUUUACAGUAAACAGGGCCAAGUUGCUGAAGCAGAAUCAAUUUUCAACAUGAUGAAGGUUGCUGGUUGUUGUCCUGAUGUUGUUGCAUAUACAGCAAUGCUGCAUGCUUAUAAUGCUGCAGAAAAUUGGACAAAAGCUUCUGCACUAUUUCUGGAGAUGGAAAGAGAUGAUAUCCAACCAGAUUCUGUAGCAUGUUCAGCUCUAAUGAGAGCUUUUAAUAAGGAAGGACAACCAUCCAAGGUUCUUGUUUUGGCAGAGUAUAUGAGAGAGAAAGCAAUUCCUUUAAACGAUGCUAUUUUCUUUGAAAUGGUAUCAGCUUGUAGCAUGUUACGAGAUUGGAAGACCACAAUUAACCUGAUCAAACUAAUGGAGCCUUGGUUCCCACUAGUUUCCGUUGGGCUAAUGAAUCAGCUUCUUCAUCUGCUUGGAAAAAGUGGUAAAAUUGAACCUAUGAUGAAGCUGUUUUACAAGAUAAUAGCAUCAGGUGCUGCAGUCAACUUCAAUACCUAUUCAAUCUUGUUGAAAAAUCUAUUGGCCACUGGAAAUUGGCGAAAAUAUAUUGAGGUUCUUCAGUGGAUGCAGGAUGCUGGAAUUCAACCUUCCGAUGGGAUGUUUGUUGAUAUUGUCUCCUUUUCACAGAAAAGUUGUGGGGCUGAAUAUGCACAUAAAAUACAAGAAAGACUGGAAUCCAUGAGAAGAUCUGGAGAUCAAAAUUCAAGCCGCACGAUUGCAUCUUCUCUGCCAACCUCACCAUUGAUUGUUGGAUCAGAGAUGUGAAGCUAUAAUUUGGGAGUGGCCGCUGGUGGCAGUUACUUGUUCAGAGGUAGUAUCUCUGAUUUCUUAGAUUUUAUUAUAUGGUAAAUACAGAAGCCUAGCUAAAUCAAAAUUUUUUGUGAGGAAUCAAAGUGUAAUUAUGUACAGUUGUUUCAUUAAGUGGGAGGAGGAAAGGAAGGAGAGUAACUUUCACAAGGAUCAUUGUGUGUGAACGAACAAAUCUCCUUGAGGGAUAAGGAUUUAUAAAUUUUUUAGUCUUUUACUUUCUUCAAAAUAUAAGUCAAAAUCACUUCUUAACCAUUUCAUUUUAAAUUGAUAA